Molecule: messenger RNA, 9022 nt
Organism: Wyeomyia smithii (pitcher-plant mosquito)
Lineage: Eukaryota; Metazoa; Arthropoda; Insecta; Diptera; Culicidae
Product: peroxidasin
Exons: 12
Coding region: 1298-5953 (1551 amino acids)
Biological process (GO): response to oxidative stress
Molecular function (GO): peroxidase activity; heme binding; protein binding
Source: RefSeq, a predicted model, not a curated record
UCCAUGCUAUCCGGCAGUCUUUCGUGGACCGGUAUUCGAGUUGGACGUUUUCUUCAAUGAACAGUCGCGUGGUUGAUACGGAUUCCAUUCAGUCAGACAGUUACAAUUGUUGAAGGGUGGCGCGGCCAACCACCCACUUGGGCUGAUACCCUUUGGUUUACCGGUGGUAUGGGAAGUUUGUCUGAUUGUGACGGGACCUAGACGAUACGUGUCGAAAAGACGUCGUUGGGGAGGUUCUUGUGGUAGGUUGUGUGGAAAUUAAAUAAAUAAUUCACUCUCGGUGUCUUGUGACUAAUUAAUUGUAGUGAUUCUCCUGGAAUUGGAUGAAGUGUGACACUGUACACACUGAUAGGCAAACACGCUCUCGUCAUUAUUUUAAGUUUGUGGAUUGUGGGGACUUUUUCAAUUAGGAAGCUGAAUUCAUGACGCUCGAACUUCGUGUAUCUGUAUAAACUUGUACAUGCGUGUAUCGAGAGCAUAGUUUCAACUGCUUUCGUUUUAUCGUGGUGUUAAAACUUAAAUUCGAAUCAUUAGUGUCAAGUACAGAUCUUCUUAUCUCGGACUUCCGCUGGCGUGGUGCAGAAUAUUUCUUAUAAGGCGCAGUGGAGAAUUUUUUUAUGAGGCGCUUGUGAGGAAUUGAGACGGCAGAAAAAUUCCCGCGUAGUGCAGACAAACAAAUUGAGAGAAUUUAAUUCUACUUAGACCCUGUGACUGAAAGAAAAGAAGUCUGCCACAGACACAAGCUGAAGCGGCAUAAUAUUUCAAGUUUAUGCUACUUUUAUCGUGCUUGCGGGUUGUAUCUCUGUGAAAGAAAACAACACAUAAGGAUAAAUAAGGGCAAAACUGGCCGCUUGGAAAAAAUAGAGCGUUGCCGUUGCUUAAAGUGAUUAUUGUGCGGAAGUGAAAUAGUGAAAAGCGGAAACACAAAAGCCUAUAGGCGGUAUUGUGCACCAUUCUUCCGACCGGUAGAAACGCAGUUAUUUUUCGUGGUGUAUAAAUGUUUUAGGGAUUUACUGAAUCCACAAUCGUCCGGGAAAAGACAACUGCCGGCAAAUUUCGGCUCUCGGUCGUUGCAUUUUUUUCGCAGUCUGUUGAUUCGAUCCCGCCCUACAGUGCAUUGUGGUAAUACUGCAGUGGAAGAUUUUCGUGUUACAGACAGAAAGACAGCAAGGAAAAUAUUAAUACAAUUAAGCUUAGCUGACGACGAAGGAGAUAAACAGUGUUAAAUAAACAUUGAAACUGUCCAUUCAGUGAUUUCUGCGGAAUACGUUUGGCUCAUUCGCAGCAAAUAAACGAAAUGCCGAAACUGUUUCAGUUUGUGACCGAUUACGGUCGCUGGUUGCCUGGUCGACCAGUGGCAACGUUUUCCAUUCUCGUCACCCUAGCGACACUGGCCAUCACGACGAACGCAAUGGGAUGUCCGUCGAAAUGCUCUUGCCAACAGCGUACGGUUCGAUGCAUUAAGCAGCAGCUCGAUAAGAUUCCAGAAAUGCCAGCCGACACUAACAUUGUAGAUCUACGCUUCAACCACAUUCGUGAAGUUCCAACGGAUGUGUUCAAUGGAUUGACUCAUCUGCACACGAUUUUCCUAAAUGAGAAUCAAAUUUCCCGCCUGCAACCUGGUGCAUUUCGUAGCUUGCCAUCGCUCAAGUAUUUAUACCUCAAUAAAAACAAGAUAGCGUUUGUUGCAUCCAAUGCUUUUGAGUCGCUAAACCGGCUUCAGAGCUUAUAUUUACAUUCGAACAAUAUCACCACUUUUGAAAGGCAAACCUUCUCCAACAUGCCGGCUCUAGAGCGACUAUUCCUGUUCGGCAACCACAUCCGGCAUAUUCCCGAGGGAUCCUUCGAGGCUCUACCGGCACUGAAACGUCUCCGAUUGGACGACAACCCACUGGAAUGCGACUGCUCGUUAUUGUGGUUCCUGAGGGUGCUGCGGAACUCGAGCAGCACACUGCUUGUUACUGCAGGCUGUGGAACGCCGGAAACGCUCGCUGGCAGACUGGUGGCCAAUCUAGCCGAGGACGAUUUUCAUUGCACCAAACCGGAGAUUGUGACCGAACCUCGAGAUAUCGAGAUAAUCGACGGCCAGACGGCAGUUUUCACAUGCAAAGCCGUUGGCGAUCCCCGACCGGAAAUUGUGUGGAUGUUAAACACGAACGAAAUUCACUCGGACGAUAACCGAAUCAAUGUGCUGCCAGACGGGUCACUGCGAAUCGACGAGGUCACGGCGACAGACGCUGGCCACUAUGAAUGUAUGGCGAAGAACGACAUGGGUCAUGUGCAGUCCCGGCCGGCCAGGAUGAUUGUCAACAACGAAGUCAUUGAAACGGAAUCUGAAGCACCGAAGUUCAUACAGACUCCACCGGCCGAGCUGGUACUAGCCGAAGGGCAACCGAUUAUGCUGCACUGUGUGGUGUCAGGAGCCCCGAUACCAAGCAUUAUGUGGAAAUUUAACAACCAGUACGUACAGAAUGGCCGCAUUAAAUUGUUCGGUAACGGGUCGCUGAUUUUGCCGGUAGCAACGCUGGACGAUGGCGGCGUGUAUAGCUGUUACGCCGGAAACGCCAUUGGGAACGUGUCCGUCAAUGCCACCGUACGUGUGAAUGCGCUUUCAUCGUUAACAUCGACUUUCUCGCCAGUGCAUGUAGCAUCGUUAGCAGCUACGUCGCAUGAUGCAAUUACAACUCCGCAGAGUGCAUCCUUUUCUGUGUCGCCAACCACCUCCGGAGAGGCUCCUCAAAAUCCAGCCGCUCCUCGGAUCACACUUGCUCCGGAGAAUGUAACAACUAAAACAGGCAGCCGUGUUACGUUGGAGUGCGAAGCGGACGGGAAUCCAUUGCCGCACAUCUGGUGGAAGCGCAAUGGUCAACCGCUUGUCGAAACUAACCGGAUCUACCUUAACGACGACGAUACCGAGCUUACCAUUGAACACAUCAAGGAGUCUGAUUCGGGAACCUACGUUUGUGUAGCGGAAAGUGAGCUAGGCAAAGUAGAAUCGGCAGCAGAAAUUGUCGUGAUAAACGACGUUGGACCACCGAAAUUUCUCUUCGAGCCGUACGAUUUGGAAGGUAUUGAAGGGACAACUAUUGAGCUGCCAUGUAAGGCCGAGGAUGACAAUAUUCAGCAGACCAAAUGGCGUAAGGAUGGCCGAACGCUAACCCAAACAGACAAGUAUCGCUUAUCGUUGGCAGGCAGUUUAUUUAUUUCCAAUCUCACCGAGACGGACGAAGGACGCUACGAGUGCUCCCUGCUAAAUCAGUAUGGGCGUGCCACAGCCAGUGGUUUGCUGACGGUUAAAAAAAAACAAGAGCUCCUUCCCGGGGAUCAAUUUGUUCGAAUCGCCAUUGCUGAAGCAUCACGGGAAGUUGACCUCGCUAUAAAUCAAACGAUUAUUAAACUUUUUUCCGGAAACACUAGCCAAUCGCAACAUCAUGGUGAUCUAUUUCGGAUAGUCCGCUUCCCAACGGGACCGGCUCGUGAACUAGCUCGGGCAGCCGAAGUCUACGAACGCGCUCUCGUGAACAUCCGGAAGCAUGUGGACUCAGGAAUGAUGUUGACUACAAACAAAACGGACUUUGACUACAAGGACCUUCUUUCGCCGGAUUAUCUGGACCUGUUAGCUCAACUGUCUGGUUGUAUGGCUCAUCGAGUUACACCUAAUUGUACGGAUUUAUGCUUUCAUGCUAAAUUUCGCACAUUAGAUGGGUCAUGCAAUAACUACAAAAACCCAACAUGGGGAUCGUCACUCACCGGUUUCCGGAGACUGCUUCCACCUAUCUAUGAAAACGGUUUUAAUAUGCCCAUCGGUUGGAACAAAACUACUCUAUACAAUGGAUAUUCUAAGCCAAGCGCUCGAUUGGUGUCAACCAGUUUGAUAUCCACUAGUGAUAUUACACCGGAUGAUCGUAUUACUCACAUGGUGAUGCAAUGGGGACAAUUUUUGGAUCAUGAUUUGGACCACGCGAUUCCUUCAGUUAGUUCCGAAAGUUGGGAUGGGGUGGACUGUAAGAAAACUUGUGAAUAUGCCGCUCCGUGUUAUCCUAUUGAGAUACCGGAAAAUGAUCCGCGGGUGCAUAAUCGACGAUGUAUCGACUUCGUGCGAUCAAGUGCAGUUUGUGGCUCAGGAAUGACUUCCAUCUUCUUUGGUACUGUUCAACCACGAGAGCAGAUCAAUCAGCUGACCGCCUUCAUAGACGCUUCUCAGGUGUACGGUUAUUCCGAGAGUUUCGCGAGAGAUUUGAGAAACUUGACAACAAGCGAUGGACUGCUGAGGGAAGGACCCCGUUUUCCGAAUCAGAAGUCGAUGUUGCCUUUCUCGGCGCCAACCGAUGGAAUGGAUUGCAGAAGAAAUUUAGACGAGAGUAUGGUGAAUUGCUUUACCGCCGGAGACAUUCGGGUCAAUGAACAGUUAGGUCUGCUAUCUAUGCAUGUCGUGUGGUUCAGAGAGCACAACAGAUUGGCUGCCGAGUUGAAGCAAAUAAAUCCUCAUUGGGAUGGUGACAAGCUGUAUUUUGAAGCAAGAAAAAUAGUGGGAGCGAUGAUGCAAUACAUAACCUAUGAGCAGUGGCUUCCAGAAAUUAUUGGCAAACAAGGAAUGAACGCACUAGGAGCAUACACUGGCUACGAUUCUACUAUUAAUCCUUCAGUUUCUAAUGAGUUUGCAACAGCAGCACUUCGAUUCGGACACUCACUUAUCAAUCCGAUGCUUCAUCGGUUGAACGAAUCAUUCGAACCCAUUACUCAAGGCCACAUUCCAUUGCAUAAAGCAUUUUUUGCCCCGUGGAGAAUUGCUUACGAAGGUGGCGUCGAUCCACUUUUACGAGGCUUAUUUUCUGUACCAGCGAAAUUAAAGAAGCCCGAUCAAAAUUUAAACACCGACCUCACUGAAAAGCUGUUCGAAACUGCUCAUGCUGUAGCGCUAGAUCUUGCAGCAAUCAACAUUCAGCGAUCCCGGGAUCACGCAAUUCCGGGGUAUAAUGACUACCGAAAAUUUUGCGGAAUGAAGGUAGCUGACUCAUUUGAAGAUUUGGCACAAGAAAUUACAAACCAACCGAUUAGAAAUAAAAUGAAAGAGCUGUACGGUCAUCCCAGCAAUAUCGAUCUAUGGGUUGGAGGUAUUCUGGAAGAUCAGCUACCGGGCGCUAAGGUUGGUCCACUGUUCAUGUGCUUAUUAGUGGAGCAGUUCAAGAAGAUGCGAGACGGCGAUCGCUUUUGGUAUGAAAAUGAUCAAUUUAAACCUGAGCAAUUGGCACAAAUUCGUAAGACUACAUUGGGGCGCGUUCUGUGUGAUAAUGGAGACAACAUUACUCGCGUUACGGAAAAUGUCUUCAUACUACCCAAUAAGCAGGGUGGAUACAAAUUCUGUGACGAACUUCCACAGAUGGAUUUCGAACACUGGAUUGACUGUACUGAUUGUUCUCGGCACCAUAAACGCUACAACACGCCAUCGAGGCAGCGGAGAUCGGUGAGAUCAAUCCGCGAUAUUAAAUCUCAACUGGCGAGAAAAAUGGAGCCUGAAAAUCAUUUAGAGGAGGAAUCUUUCAUAGAUGACGACAUGAAUGAGGAGAGAAUCGAAGGAUUAGAAUCGCUUAUUGAAACGUUCCAGAGGUCCAUGAAGCAGAUGCGACGGAAAAUUCGGCGAUUAGAACAGCAAUAUUCGGCUGCGGUGGCGGCAGCAUCGUCGAACGGUAGUGUUAACCCGGCCAAAGGUAAGCCACACGGGCAUUGUGUUGACAACAAAGGAAUCAAGCGAUUGAAUAACGAGAUAUGGAUGCGGGACGAUUGCACAAAGUGCGAGUGUGAACACCAUCAGAUCAGCUGCGAAACGGAGAAAUGUGCUGAGCUAAUUUGCGAGAACGGGUUGGUGUUGCUGAAGGAAGACGGUAAGUGUUGCUCUACGUGUACGGUAGACGAGAGUGCACCAAUAACGGUGACAGCGAAGGACGACCAAUGAGCGAACAUUUUUGUUUCGGGAAUAUCAUCUCUGUUUGAAGGUGAUAAGCUAAAAAGUAAGGGAUUCGAUUUCGAAUUAGUAGUUGAUCGCGUUUCAUGAAUGUUUUAUUAGACUGUCUGGGGUUGCUGUUUAGAUCGAAUUAUGUAGACUAAAAUUUCUGUAUCAAACCACUACGCUGGAAACUGUCGAUAAUUUUAUAUGCCAAAUAUUAGUUCAUGAUAGGUCUAAAUAAUGUAAUAUCUAUUCAUGUCUUUUAAACGAGCGGUUUAGUAAAAAGUAUUAAAAGAUGUAAAAGUUAGGUGAAAGUGCCAAGACUUUAAUAAGCUACCAUAACAAUUCAAUGAGGCGGUCAGCAUACAAGGCAUCUGAGCAGUUUUGUUUAUAAAAAUUGCUAAGGAUUUCUAAGGAUUUUCGAAUUAUCUGUACCUACAUGGAUUUUUUUUUGGAAUAAUCACAGAGUGUUCGUAAUCAAAAUUAUACAAAUGCAGAAAAUGUGAAAAAUUAUUUCUUCUCAGUAUAGUUAUUGGAAUUUAAUGAAAAUUUGUAAGAGUAUAUCGAUUUUUGUUUUGAGUUACUAUUGCUCAUAUCUGUAGACUGUAUGCUCAGCAUUACAGUGUACAGCAAACAUGUCCUGUAUACGCUAAAUAUCAUUGGAAGCUCAGAGAACAAGUUUAUGAAUUGAGUAACCCAAAGUUAACGAAACAGGGAAUUGGCCAAUAUACUGAAAUAGCGUUUCGAUGAAGCAGUAUAUUUAGAAUGUCAGUGUCGCUGUAGCUCCUGUAGUUGUAGUUAAGUCUGUGUGUAAGAAUCUGGAGAAAAUAUUUCAAACUUUUGUUCUCUGCAUCCAAUUCACCUGAUUUUACAUCGUUAAGUUACUAAAUAAAUAUUGGAGAUAAUAAUAAUAAUAAUAAGUUUAUGAUAAAGUCGUUAUGAAAUUCUAAGUUAUCAAGUUUUUUUAAUUAAUUGUCGUGUGAAAUGUCUGUUAAGUUUUGUAUCAAGUAUUUGAAUAUCGAGAGUAGAGAUCGAUCUUUUGGUGAUAGAAUUAAAUGGAAACAUAACUUAUUCUCAAUAUUCAAUUCCGUUCUACUAAGACGCUCAGUAAGAAAUUUCUUUUAUCAAGCAUUUGUUUAUCAACAUUCAAACAAGCCCUAUUUCCAAUAGAAAAUUUUUCUCAAAGUCUAAUGCUUCCAUUUUGACUGAAACGCGUUUUAUGCAAAAAAAAAAAAUGUUUCAAAAUCAUUUACACUAUCAUUGUUUAUUUUAUCAAAAUUUAUCAAACUUUUCAAGCGCACUUCGUUAAUCUGAGUCGUAUAAUACACAUGUUUUAUUUGUUUGGUAAACGAAUUGAUUGUUAUUUUUUUAUUACGAAACAUUUUUUUUUCAUUUCUCACAAUUUUUAAAUUUUAAAGACGGCCUGUUUAAAAGUCAGCGAAAGUAAUUAGUCAAAACAUUUUUUGGUGAAAAUGCCAGUUUUACAGCGAAAGCCUAACAUGCCUAUUUAAGCAUCCACAGCCAUUUUCUUCUACCCAGUGUUUUCAGAUUUAUAACUAAAACAAUUCGUCAUACCAUCUGCAGACCACCACUCUCCAGUUAAGUAAAGAAAAACAUAGUUCUGCGUCAAAAUGUGGGUAUGGUUUAACGGAAAAUCAUUUCUAAUGUAAAAUUAAAAAAACUAAAGCAACAAAAAACUUAAAAUUAUGUGCAUUGAAAGAGGAAAUUGAAAGCUUAAAUGAAGUCUUAAAUUAUGAAAAUUAUUUUACUGCCAUUAAUGAUAGAUGAUUAUUUAAAGGUUCUUUCAAUCCAUCCUCUUAACAGUUUAAAAAGGUUUUUUACGGUUACAGGAGAUAUAUAGUUUAGCUGAAAUUCUACUGUUAAGCUCAUUUAACAGCUGUGGGUUGAACGUUUAUCAAAAAAUAGAGUUAGUAGUUUAGUAGUUGACACUUUCAAUCAACGAAUAAACAACCCUUGCUUUUCGCAACUAAACAGUUUGACAGCGUAUAUUAUUCGAGCCAUAGAUUUAAUACCGAUUUUCAGGAACUAUUGCUGCGAAAUGUGGCAUUGGCAUUCUAAAUCUUUUACUGAUCUUUAGUAGAUGGAACAAAACUAAUUGCCUUGAAUAUUUUCUAAUCAAAACAAACAAUUACUGAUACGUGAUUUUUCAGGACAAAACAGUAAAAUUUGAAACGGUUCAUUAAUUCUCAUGUCUACUUGAAGGUAGAAAAAAAAAGCAAACAAUACAGGAAUCAGAACGUUCCAAAAAGUUUAUCUCAUGACAACUGUUCAAUCAAAAAUCAAAUAACAAAAAUCUGCAACACGUUAUCCUUAAGAUAAGGCUCAAUAUACACAAUAGUACCAGUUAGGUAUACGUAAAAUAAUCAUAAGAUAGUUUCCGAAUUUUAUUCAGUUUGACAAGGUUGCGAUUACUAGCGUAGAAUCAAAUUCAAUAUUUAAAAUUCAAUGAAUCUUCAGCCAAAAGGUUUACGACAUCCUGUAGCAAGCAUUUCCUUCGUUACGUACAUCAUGCUACACCACAUCAAGCAACCCCAGGGUCAUUUAAACUUGCUGGAGUUUCUGAACAAAGUUUCUUCCAUUAAAUAAAGUAGAAUGAAAAUCUCUUAUAUGACAUAGAGGAAAAUUAAAUUGCGUUCUUUUUUGACAUUCAGGCAUGUCUCUCGAAUCGUGUGUGUCAUUGUUCGAAUGUCAGGUAUAUACACUAGUAAGACAAGUAGUUCGAUAGGAAGAAAUAAUUGAAUAGUGGAAUAAUGGCGAGUAUUUACUCACAUUCAGACAAAAAAUCUGGCGAUUUUCAUAUGAAUUAAGCAAAAAAAUCGAUUUGUAUUCUACUUAUAAUAUAAUAAUAUUUACUAUUUAUUAUGGAAAAAAGAAACAUUCUAAUGACUUUCGUUACCUUUCCGUCUGAGUGUACUAAAUUGUAAAUUGUAAAUUGCACGUCGUUUUCCACUUAACACGGAGAAUUGAGCUGUGAAUCAGCAAUAAAUCUCAACAAAAUUAACGAAAAACGAAUACCGAACCCAAUAAUAAAUAACAAUUUACUCUUUUUUCGAAUUA